This is a messenger RNA of Octodon degus (degu), 3016 nucleotides long. RefSeq names its product cyclin Y like 1 (gene Ccnyl1). Gene Ontology annotation, molecular function: protein kinase binding; cyclin-dependent protein serine/threonine kinase activator activity. The record is from RefSeq and is a predicted model, not a curated record. The coding region runs from base 135 to 1226 and encodes 363 amino acids. Gene Ontology annotation, biological process: regulation of cyclin-dependent protein serine/threonine kinase activity; regulation of canonical Wnt signaling pathway. Lineage: Eukaryota; Metazoa; Chordata; Mammalia; Rodentia; Octodontidae. The transcript has 10 exons. Gene Ontology annotation, cellular component: plasma membrane.
CGGUGCGCGCGGCGCAGCCCUGGCAUAGCCCGGGGCCGCCCGCGCCAUUGUUGGGGGAGGGGGCACCCGCCGAGCGCCGCGGGGCCGGGGCCGCGUGAAGGUGCCGGCGACGGCAGAGAGGAGUGCCGGCGCCCAUGGGGAACACGCUGACCUGUUGCGUGUCCCCUAGUGCCAGCCCUAAGCUGGGCGGGCGUAAAGGGCCGGCCGAGACUAACUAUGAGUCGGAGACUUACGAGGCGGCGGCCGGCGACGCGGUGGCGGUGGGGGGAGCGCCUGUGCCCGCGGCCGUGGAGCCCUCAGAGUUGGAUCUCGGCGCCGGCGAGGGCCACCACCUGCAGCACAUCAGCGACCGGGAGAUGCCCGAAGAUUUAGCUUUGGAAUCAAACCCUUCUGACCAUCCAAGGGCAAGCACAAUUUUCCUGAGCAAAUCUCAGACGGAUGUGCGUGAAAAGAGGAAGAGCAACCAUUUAAACCAUGUAUCUCCAGGGCAGCUUACUAAAAAGUAUAGCUCAUGCUCAACAAUAUUUCUAGAUGACAGCACAGUCAGCCAGCCUAAUCUUAGAACCACAAUAAAAUGUGUGACCUUAGCAAUAUAUUACCACAUAAAGAACAGAGAUGCAAAUAGAUCCCUGGAUAUUUUUGAUGAGCGGUCACAUCCACUCACACGAGAGAAGGUUCCAGAGGAGUACUUUAAACAUGACCCUGAACACAAAUUUAUUUACAGAUUUGUUCGCACUCUCUUUAGUGCUGCACAGCUAACAGCUGAGUGUGCAAUAGUAACUUUGGUUUACUUAGAAAGGCUUUUAACUUAUGCUGAGAUCGACAUUUGCCCCACUAACUGGAAAAGAAUUGUUUUGGGAGCCAUUCUUCUUGCCUCCAAGGUUUGGGACGAUCAGGCUGUGUGGAAUGUGGACUACUGCCAGAUCCUCAAGGACAUUACGGUUGAGGACAUGAAUGAGAUGGAAAGGCAUUUCUUGGAGUUACUCCAGUUUAAUAUUAAUGUUCCUGCUAGUGUUUAUGCCAAAUACUACUUUGACCUGCGCUCCUUAGCAGAUGACAACAACGUCAAUUUUCUGUUUGCUCCUCUCAGCAAAGAGAGAGCACAGAACCUAGAGGCCAUUUCAAGAUUGUGUGAAGACAAAGACUUGUGUAGAGCUGCGAUACGAAGAUCUUUGAGUGCUGACAAUUUCAUUGGUGUGCAGCGCUCUAAUGCUAUCCUCUCAUAAGAGAAAUGAGGGAUAAUAAAGUCAUGAACCCCUCAUCCGCAAAGACUGGAGAAAUACCACCUCUCCUGCUUAGAAACCAGCAAAGUUAGUAUUUUCACCGAAAGACCUUGAAUUCAAGACUCCUGGACAAUGACAGUUGCACUCCAUAGAAAGAAUGGGACUUUGUCAAAGCAACAACACACCUUCUGUCCUUUUUAAUGCAGUUAAAAACUCCAAAGCAGAAGCUCCCAACCCAUACAGAAAUACUUAUUUUAUAGGCCAAUAGCUAAAAAAUGUGAGGUUUUUUAAAAUUACCACUUUAAAUUUUUAGACUUUAAGGGCACUAACAACUUUGAUGGUUUUCCUAUUGCCUCAUUUGUAUUGCUGCAUAUGCGCAUAUGCCUUCAGAAUCGAUGCAGUAUUACAGUUAAAAUGUGGGGCUUUUUAUUAUUAUUAUACAGUACUGGAAAUGGAACCCAGGGCCUAGUCAUGUGAUGGGCAAACUCUCUGCUUACUGAAUUACCACACCUAGUCCAAAACAUGAGAGUCUUAACACUUAGGAGUAGAUGGUAGCAUUGUUAGAUAUUAAAGGUUCUCCCUACUGUGCCACAGAAGCUGCUAGUCAUUAUUGGCAAUCAGUUUAAGAUGUUCCUAUUAGCUUGAACCACUGGUGGUCCAUACAUGACUCUCUUCGGGCGCCUUGUACACUGGUGGUGGAAGUGGGACAGUCAUGCAAGUACCACCAGUGAUUUAAGCUACUCAGCAAGACACGAAUUACAACCCUGUUGUGAACAUUUUAAACCAAAAAUGUGGAUAACACUUGCCAUUCUUAAUCUAUAAGCACUACCUGCUAACAUUUUGGAACGUUUGUGGUCAUAAAGAGAAAAGUGUCAUUUGCUGAUUGUCUAUGUUGAAUGUGUUUACAUUAUAUCCCGUCACCUGUUAAUGGUGCCUCAUUUUCUGAUAAUUUUCCUCUUGUUAAAUAAAUGUAUUAAAAGGUACAGUGAGUCCCUGAUUUAGGAGCAUUAGAGUUGUGGACUUUUCACACAUUACUGUAUAAGAUUCACUUUGUCAGCUCACAAAUGAACCCACCUUAGGGACAGUUCUUCUGGAACAGAACUCAUUUGUAAGUCAGGGACUUACUGUAUGUCCACAAUGCCAACCCUCAGGGGAUCUGCUGGUGAAUCAGGUAGGAAGAUAAAAGGCGUCUGAUGGUGCUGUGGUUUCGAGCGUUGCGCCUUAGUACACUGUACUGCACAUGGGCCUUGCAUAGCACAACAGCAGGAGAACUGCAAACGUCUACAGAACUUCAUUUGAAAGUCUUAAUUUUAGAAAUGUGUAAUACUUGGCUUUUGUUUGUUUCAGUCUCAUAAGUGUCUGCGCUUGGCCAGCCUAGGGGGCCAGUGAGGAGUCAGGCUGACCAGGACACAGACCCAGCCCUGUUGAGGGAGGUGACAUAACUUCGUAACACUCCAGGGUAUGGGUAUUAGAGCUUAAGUUACACUCAUUGUGGGAUACUUCCCAUCUCCACAGAAGGGCCCUCCUAGUUUCACAAUAGUACUUCGCAGGAUUGUGCUCUUACCCGCUUUGAUCAGAUGUUUUUACUCUUGAGUUUGGCAGAUUAUGAAGAGCAGUGGUAAUUCACAUGUAAAUGCAAAAGAAUUGGACUUCAUAGCAGCAAAUGAUGCAUUUGUUUUUUAAAUCUUCAUAUUAAAUCUGGCUAUAGAUGUCCUAUUUUAACUUUAAUGAACCCAGAACACUUAAUAAUUUAAAGGGCAGGGAGUAAUUUUAGCAGAUUUCUGUUACAUAAG